UACUUAUGUUAGCUAAUAAUAGCUAAAGCUGUAUUUCUUGCUAACUGUAGUGUAUUAAUAUGAGUCAGGUAAGUAACGGUAGUGGUGUUAGAAAUUUACCAUCCCGUGCUGCCAGUCUGAAUGGAGAUGAUGAAAAUGAGGGAAUAUCUGAGGUGUUUCUGAGUGUACUGGUACAGUUUGGCCAGGUUGGCCUGAGUUUUUACGACAGCAAAGAUUGUACUUUACAUGUAAUGCAUGAUACAGUGGAUAACAGAGACCUUCAUUUGCUAAACAAAGUCAUACAGGAGAUUAGCCCUCAUGUUAUCAUCACAAGUGCUAAGCAGGAGCGAAACCUGGCCCAGUAUAUCAAAGGACUUGGAACAAAUCCAGACUACAGGCCAGAAAUCAUAGUGUAUCCUAAUGCUGACUUUGGGCCGGAGGUCAGUAAACAGAGACUGCUUGUAGCAUAUCUUCCUUUUCUGCCACCAAAUGUCACAGAGAAAGAUCGACUUCCAUAUCUCUCAUCCUGCAUAUCAUUUGACUCUGUUGUAAUGAUGAGGACCAUAGGAGCACUCCUGAAGUGCUUGGACAGAAGAAGAGUUGGUGUGCAACUGGAGGACAGCAGUGUGGGGGUUCCCAUAUUACAGUUCUUUACAUACAAACUAAAUGACGUGGUAUACAUGGAUAGAGAUGCGUAUAGUGUACUCCAAAUCUUCAAAUCAGAACUACACCCAUCUGUAUACAAGCUUCAUUCAGGAGAGAAGGAGGGUCUGAGUCUGUAUGGUGUAUUGAAUCACUGCCGAUGCAUAUUUGGCUCCAGACUUCUAAGGCAGUGGUUUCACAGGCCCACCAGAGACCUUAAUGUGUUGAGAAGAAGACAGGAGGUUGUUCGUUUCUUUACCUGUCCUCGCAACUUGGAGCCCAUGAACACACUGCAAAACUUUCUGCGCAACAUCAAGAACAUUCCGAUGUUACUACGCAGAAUGUCUCUCUCUCAUACCAAAGUUGUUGACUGGCAGAAUCUCUACAAGACAGUGUACAGUGCUAUUGGGAUUAGAGACAUGGUGCGCUCUCUUCCCCAAAACAUUCAACUGUUUCGAGAGAUCAGUGACGAAUUCACAGAUGAUCUUCACUACAUUGCCACACUCAUUAGCAAAGUGGUUGAUUUUGAAGGCAGCUUAGCUGAAAAUCGUUUCACUAUUAAACCAAAUGUUGACCCUGCUAUUGAUGAAAAGAAAAGAAAAAUGAUGGGCUUGUCAGAUUUCCUAACAGAUGUGGCUCGUGCUGAGCUGGCAAAUCUGGACUCCCGGUUCUCCUCCUGCAGUGUCAUUUACAUCCCCCUGAUUGGAUUCCUCCUUUCAGUGCCUCGACUUCCCGGCAUGGUGGAGAAGGAGGACUUUGAAAUUGAAGGCCUUGAUUUUAUUUUUGUGUCAGAAGAUCGGCUUCAUUACCGUAGUGCCAGAACUAAAGAGCUUGAUGACAUAUUGGGAGAUUUACACUGUGACAUCAGAGACAUGGAGACAGCUGUAAUGACGCAGCUUCAGGCUACAGUGCUACAGCGCAGCGGCUGCCUUUAUAAAAUGUUAUCCUUGUAUGCUGAGCUGGACUGCCUCAUGUCUCUGGCUCAGGCCUCGCAGAACUACAACUACUGCUCACCAGUACUCACAGAGCACUGCAGACUGACCCUGCACCAGUCUCGACAUCCUCUGUUGGAGUUUUGCACAACAGUAUUUGUUUCCAAUCCAUGUCAUUGUUCUGAGACUGAGGGAAAGGUGAAGGUAAUAACAGGACCUAAUUCUUCAGGCAAGAGCAUUUACCUAAAACAGGUGGGCCUGAUUGUGUUCAUGGCUCUGAUUGGCUCUGACGUUCCUGCAAAAGAGGCAGAAAUUGGCCUGGUGGACGGUAUCUAUACACGAAUGCAGAGUCGUGAGUCUGUGUCUGUGGGCCUAAGCACUUUUAUGAUAGACUUGAAUCAGAUGGCACAGGCUUUGAACCACAGCACUGGUAUGUCUCUUGUGUUAGUGGAUGAGUUUGGAAAAGGAACCAACACGGUUGAUGGUUUAUCACUCUUGGCUGCAUGUCUGAAUCACUGGUUGAACAGAAGUCCAGCUCAGUGUCCUCUUGUUUUUCUGGCUACAAACUUCCACAGUGUUUUGCAGCUUGACCUCUUACCUCACUCUCCACUGCUGUCUUUGUUGAUGCUAGAGACUGCUAUAGACGGGGAGGAGUUGGUCUUUCUCUACCAGCUGAAGGAAGGCAUUUGCCAAUCCAGCUAUGCUGCUAAUAUUGCCACACUGGCUGGUCUGCCACCAGCCCUGGUUCAGAGAGGAGUGGAGGUAUCAGAAUUAUACAGAACUGGGAGGACCAUUAAAAGGAUUGACCAGCCCUCUGGUAAAGAACAGAUUAACAGAUGUGAAAAACUGGUUGAGAAGUUUCUCAGUCUUGAUCUGGACGACCCAUCAACAGACCUGCAGAGUUUUAUAAAAGACGAGCUGCUGGCCACUGUUGGAGAAGUGCUUUGACUUAAAUUUGAACCCAUAUAGAUGUUGUAUUGUUCAGGUUUUUGAGUGCGAGACUGGUUGGUGUUAUUUAUUUAUUGUUUGGUGUAUGCAGUGAUUUCUUUUCAUGUGUUUAAGUACAUCUAACUGUUUAGUUCCUACAGAAAGAGCAAAAUUACAUUGCGGACAUUUACAUUUUAGCCAAGAAAACAUUUUUAUAAACUUUUCUGGCAUGUUGCAAAUAGACAGUUUUGUGGUUGUGUUCAUGAUUUAACACCUUAUGUAGAUUUUAAAAAGGAAAUGUAUUUAUAAUGUAUUUAUUUAUUA
Trichomycterus rosablanca is the source of this 2804-nucleotide messenger RNA. RefSeq names its product mutS homolog 5 (gene msh5). The transcript is spliced from 24 exons. Gene Ontology annotation, biological process: mismatch repair; chiasma assembly. Gene Ontology annotation, molecular function: ATP-dependent DNA damage sensor activity; ATP binding; mismatched DNA binding. NCBI's taxonomy places the organism in Eukaryota, Metazoa, Chordata, Actinopteri, Siluriformes, Trichomycteridae. The record is from RefSeq and is a predicted model, not a curated record. Gene Ontology annotation, cellular component: nucleus. Bases 60 to 2501 code for a protein of 813 amino acids.